AUGUAUCGGUCAAUGGUGGCGACCAUCAAAAAUUCCAGACAGUCGCCUAUUGAUAUUCAGACACGAGAUGCUAUUGUCGAUGUCAACAAGUGUAAACCAGAGGAAUUGGUGUUCGAGUAUGUUGAAGGCGGGUGCGACGUUCUCGAAGUCGGUGCCAGCACCUGUAAGAUUCACGCCAAAGAGGACGCCACGGCCUACCUCACUGCAAGUCAUCUUCCUGGAAAGUUCAAGCUUCUGCAGUUCCACUUUCACUGGGGCGAAGAUUCGAGUGUCGGCUCUGAGCACCUGAUUGACGGACAAGCAUAUUCCGGAGAGGUUCACUUCGUUUUUUGGAAUAUGAACUAUGAGAGUCCGGAUAAUGCAGUGAAUCACAAGGAUGGCUUGGCAGUGUUGGGAGUUUUUAUCAAAGAGGGAGAGUACAGUGAUGCAUAUUCGAAUAUCACCUCAUUGAUUCGCCGUUCAUUGGAGAGUGGAGGAAAAUCGCAAGUUUCUCCUUAUUUGGACUUGCGUCUUCUUAUUCCAAGAACAAAUUAUUACUACGCCUACGAUGGAUCGCUCACAACUCCUCCAUAUUCGGAAAACGUUUUGUGGACUGUGAUGAUGGAUCCGGUUCAGAUGUCGGCUAAGCAGCUCAACUGUUUCCGCUUAAUCUGUCCAGCAAACUAUCGCAAAUGUCAGUAUGUCGCUGGAAGAAAAAUUUGCUGCACCGCCAGAGCUCACUAA
This is a messenger RNA of Caenorhabditis bovis, 723 nucleotides long. NCBI's taxonomy places the organism in Eukaryota, Metazoa, Nematoda, Chromadorea, Rhabditida, Rhabditidae. The record is from the annotation of a GenBank genome assembly.